AUGUGUUAUGUUAGGGUGGUCCGAAAUGAGGGGUGGGGUCAACAACACUCCAAUAGAGCAGGAACACCUAAGGGAUUCGAGGAAGACAUAACCACUACGACAGAUUUGGAGGUGGUAGUCACCAGGCUAGAGGAAUUAAAGCUGAGUUUGGUGGGUUUAGCAGUAGACAGUUCAACCUCGAUCCUGCGACUGGUUUCUGCUAUUAGGGUAUCUGGCUUCGCAGCAUUGGCAAUAGACGUGGUGAGACUCUCCCGAGUAAAAUUUCUCAUAGUCCUUAAGACAAAGAAAGAUUUUAGGGAUUUCAAGGAAGAUGCCCCCUUACAUCUCCUAAUGGCACUCGAAGGAGUGUUCCCUUGGUCCCUGAGCAAGGUCAAAGUUGGAGAGGGCACCUGGGUGCGUUUGUUUGGGAUACCGACUCAUGCUUGGUUGGAGGCAGUUAUCAUAGAUCUAGGAAAUUACUUCGGCAAGGUGGUCCAGAUUGACACGAGCAGCAGUUUUGGCCUUUUCCAUGUGUAUGCCAGGAUAAGGAUCAAACUCCGCCCUGGAGUUAACUUAAGAUUCAUAAAGUCAGGAAAUGAUACCGUUGUCAGACGGAGUCUUCUCUCCAACGGUCUUGGCUUGACGCCUCCCAUGGGGUGGAACAGUUGGAAUCAUUUCUAUUGCAGUAUUAAUGAGACGAUAAUCAGAGAAACUGCUGAUGCUUUGAUAUCAACUGGCCUUUACAAGCUUGGAUAUCACUAUGUUAACAUAGAUGAAUGUUGGGCUGAGAUGGAUCGUGACACGGAGGGUAAUUUGGUCGCUAGCAAAACGAUGUUUCCAUCUGGGAUUAAGGCUCUUGCAGAUUAUGUACAUAGCAAGGGGCUUAAGAUUGGAAUCUAUUCAAAUGCAGGGUAUCAGACAUGUAGCAGGACAAUGCCAGGAUCACUUGGUUUUGAAGAGCAAGAUGCCAUGACCUUUGCUUCAUGGGAAGUUGAUUAUUUGAAAUAUGACAAUUGCUGGAACGGUGGAAUUAAGCCAACAAUUCGAUAUCCUGUAAUGACAAAAGCACUAAUGAAGACGGGCCGCCCAAUCUUUUUCUCUCUCUGCGAAUGGGGGGACAUGCACCCGGCUCUGUGGGGUGCUAAAGUUGGAAACAGUUGGAGGACUACCAAUGACAUUGCUGAUAACUGGGAGAGCAUGGUCUCUAGAGCUGAUGCGAAUGAAGUGUUUGCUGACUAUGCAAGGCCUGGUGGCUGGAAUGACCCAGACAUGCUUGAGGUAGGAAAUGGAGGGAUGACAAACGACGAGUACAUAGUCCACUUCAGCAUAUGGGCUAUUUCUAAGGCUCCUCUUCUAAUUGGAUGCGAUUUACGAACCGCUAGUAAUGAAACGUUGGCAAUCCUCAGCAAUAAGGAAGUCAUCGAUGUUAACCAAGAUCCUCUUGGCGUUCAGGCUAAGAAGGUUAGAAUGGAAGGAGAUGGCGAGAUUUGGGCUGGACCCCUAUCGGGCUAUAGGUUUGUCGUCCUUAUACUAAAUCGGUCUAAAGAUUGGACAUACAACAUCGUAGCACACUUUGAUGACAUUGGUCUCCCACCAGGGUCGGUGGUCCAAGCGAGAGAUAUCUGGAAGCACGAGACAUUGAAGGAGACAUACGAGGAUCAAAUGACAGCCAUAGUUGGUCCACACGCAUGCAGGGUGUUCGUGUUGACGCCGGUAUCUUACAACACUCCAUUACCUUAGGAGGAAGUCUCAUCAAUGCCAUUUUUCUUAGGAAAUUGAUUAAAAGCCUAGAAGAUAAAAAUGGUCUACAUGUGGACCUGGUUUAGUGU
This is a messenger RNA of Magnolia sinica, 1808 nucleotides long. RefSeq names its product alpha-galactosidase 1-like. Gene Ontology annotation, biological process: carbohydrate metabolic process. NCBI's taxonomy places the organism in Eukaryota, Viridiplantae, Streptophyta, Magnoliopsida, Magnoliales, Magnoliaceae. Gene Ontology annotation, molecular function: hydrolase activity, hydrolyzing O-glycosyl compounds. The transcript is spliced from 16 exons. Bases 1 to 1719 code for a protein of 572 amino acids. The record is from RefSeq and is a predicted model, not a curated record.